This is a messenger RNA of Penicillium waksmanii, 1458 nucleotides long. RefSeq lists its product as uncharacterized. Gene Ontology annotation, molecular function: carbohydrate:proton symporter activity. NCBI's taxonomy places the organism in Eukaryota, Fungi, Ascomycota, Eurotiomycetes, Eurotiales, Aspergillaceae. The record is from RefSeq and is a predicted model, not a curated record. Gene Ontology annotation, biological process: carbohydrate transport; transmembrane transport. The coding region runs from base 1 to 1458 and encodes 485 amino acids. Gene Ontology annotation, cellular component: membrane. The transcript is spliced from 3 exons.
AUGUGGCUUAGGGACAGAGGGCUUCGACAGUUGAAUCUUGGCAUAUUUCUCAUGUUCUCAACCUCGGCUGCAAAUGGAUUCAGCGGCGGCUUGAUCAACGUUGCCGUCUUCACACGGGAAUUGAGUCCCCAAAUGCUAGGGCUUGUGAUCGCUGCAGGCGGGAUCGGGGGAAUAGUCUCUUACAUACCGGCGUCCUAUAUUGCCGAUAUCUUUGGUCGAAAGGCCUGUGUGGGACUCGGGUCUAUCAUCAUCAUCGCAGCAGCGGUAAUUCAAGCCGCAGUUCCGAAUAUCUGGGUGCUUUUGAGUUCAAGAGUUCUGGCUGGAAUAGGGGUGGGAACUGCUUCUAUCGCGGCACCCUUGCUAGUCACAGAAAUAGCUCACCCACGAAUGCGACAAACUGUGACCGCACUAUACAGCUCUACCUGGUAUUUAGGAGCCAUUUCGUCUGGAAUUGUUACUAUCUCGACGUUGAGUAUACCAAAUGAUUGGUCUUGGAGAUUACCCUGCCUUUUGCAGUUGAUUUAUCCUGUCCUCCAACUAUUCGGGCUGCUGUGUAUCCCCGAGAGUCCUAGAUGGCUGGUUUCAGCUGAAAGGAAAGAUGAGGCUCUUGAAAUUCUAAUCAAGUAUCAUGCAAAUGGGGUCGCUGGGGACAGCGGCGUUGCACAUGAGUUUGAAAAAAUGUGCUCAUUAAUCCCAUUAGAAAAGACAUUGAACAGAGAGGGCUGGAAAAAGUUUGUAUCUUCUCGAGGGUAUAUUCACAUACUGGCCAUAUGUAUCUUGGUUGGGAUAAUGGAAGAAUGGGCUGGUAAUGGGAUUAUAUCAUAUUAUCUUGCUCCAAUACUUGGAUCCAUUGGAGUCAAAAAUACUAUGGAUCAGGCCUCUUUAAACCUCGGACUUCAAACAUGGAACCUAUUGCUCUCUGGGGUGGGAUCAUUAGCAUCAGAGAGAUACGGCCGCCGAAUAUUAUGGCUACUAUCCACUAGUUUUAUGCUAGUAUUCUUGACCGUGAUAGCAACAUUAACGGGACUUUACACAGAAAAGGGGAUAUCAUCUGCUGGAGUUGCCGUCAUUCCCAUGCUAUUCCUCUUUUUCGCUGCAUACGACAUUGCGUAUGCGGCACUGUUCUUUGCCUACCCGGCUGAAAUUCUUCCAUUUGAGCUACGAGCAAAAGGUCUGGCUGUAACCCUUUUGGCGGAUUCCAUUGGCGCAUUUUCCAAUCAAUAUGCCAAUCCGGUGGCAUUUUCGAGAAUGAAAUGGCGAUACUAUUGUGUGUUUUUAGGAUUUCUAUCCUUCUUUCUUUUCUCGAUUUACUUCUUCUUCCCUGAGACAAAAGGCAGAUCAUUGGAAGAGGUAUCGCAGAUAUUUCACAAGAGAACAUAUACUGAGCAAGACGGAGAAAGUAAGAAGGAGCCAGGGAUAGAAGAAAGUAUGAAGGUGGUCCGCUGCAAUGUGGUCUAA